AUGUUUUACAAUAUUACUGUUUGUUCACUCGGCACUCCCGCCCCCUGCUCCUCCCCCUCGGAGAACGGACUCAGGCUCUGGCCUCUGGCGGACGGCGACAACUCCCCCGAUACCUGCUCGGAAACAGCAAAGGUCGCAGUCACACCGAGGCUUCAGCUGUGGCCGCACUGUGCACUUCCGUUUCCCAAGCGCCACCGCUUCGUGCAGCCACUGGGCGGACGCCCUCCGUCUGCGCUGCCCGAACUCUCCGGCACUGCGAGGCCACUCGGCGACGAGGACUCUCCGAAAGCAUUAGCUCUUCAGCAGCAGCCGCCUCUAGUCCAGUUUGCUGAUAACAGUGAUACAGAGACAGGCCCAGUAACAUUAUCAAGCUCCAGUCAUGAGCCCAAUACACCAGAAUGGGCAGUGUCAGAAACAGAGCCAGGACCCAGCUGUAUCAUGCAAGAGAUUCUCACUGUGAAAGACACAUCAGAGAAUUUUGCAUUGAAAGGAUCGGCUACACACUCAUCUACCUACUAUACCUACAACAAAGCUGCAAACGCCAAAGAUGGUGUAAGAUAUGGACCUGGUUUAGCAUCCUGCUCACUUACAUCAUAUCAAAUGAACUCUUGGUGGAGGCUGGAUAUUCUGAAUGAAUAUGAGAUCAGUACAGUGAUCAUCAGUAACAGGGGAGACAAUUCUCCUGGACAAACCAGUGGAGCAGAGAUUCGUAUUGGAAACUCACUGGAAAACAACGGAAACAACAAUCCCAUAUGUGCUGUAAUUCCUGAUCUUCCAGUAAAAUCUACUGUCAGUUUCUCAUGUAAUGGAAUGAAGGGACGUUAUGUGAAUGUGGUCAUGCCGGCAGUUAAGAAUCUCUGUCUGUGUGAGGUAGAGGUCUAUGGAACAGGUAAAUAUAAUUUGGCAUUGAAAGGAACGGCUACACAGUCAUCUACCAACUCCACAUAUGUAGCUGCAAAUGCCAUAGAUGAUCAAAGAUAUAGACUUGAUCUCGCCCCAUCCUGCUCACUUACAUCAUCUGAAAGUAACCCGUGGUGGAGGCUGGAUCUUCUGGGUUAUUAUAAGAUCACUACAGUGAUCAUCAGUAACAGAAGAGAUGCCGGCGCUGAUCAAACAAAUGGAGCAGAGAUUCGUAUUGGAGACUCACUGGAAAACAAUGGAAACAACAAUCCCAUAUGUGAUGUAUUUCCUAAUCUUAAAGUCGGCACAUCGAUUACUUUCUCUUGUAAUGGGAUGGUGGGACGUUAUGUGAAUGUUUUCAUGCCUGUUACAGUCCAGAGUCUCUCUCUGUGUGAGGUGGAGGUCUACGGAACAGUUUGUCGUAAAAAAGCCUUUCUGAGACUGAAGUUUUCCUCCAAUGGUGAUGUAGCUUCUGAAAGAGACAAAAUCCUCCAACAGCUCCAGUCUGCUCUGGGAUUGAACAUCUCUGAUUUUAAACUGUCCUGGACACAACUACCCAAGAAAGAAGAAGAACAGGAGGAGGACGGAGGUUCUUGUGAUAAAAAUCCUUAA
Molecule: messenger RNA, 1512 nt
Organism: Triplophysa dalaica
Lineage: Eukaryota; Metazoa; Chordata; Actinopteri; Cypriniformes; Nemacheilidae
Exons: 10
Coding region: 1-1512 (503 amino acids)
Source: RefSeq, a predicted model, not a curated record